This is a messenger RNA of Panicum hallii, 1396 nucleotides long. RefSeq lists its product as uncharacterized. The transcript has 5 exons. NCBI's taxonomy places the organism in Eukaryota, Viridiplantae, Streptophyta, Magnoliopsida, Poales, Poaceae. Gene Ontology annotation, molecular function: metal ion binding. The record is from RefSeq and is a predicted model, not a curated record. Bases 1 to 1143 code for a protein of 380 amino acids.
AUGGAGAUGAUCGUAGCUGGGUUGAGGCUUGACCCGGAAGAGAUAUCGGAAAAGGUCCAGAAAAAAAGUAAAAGAAAUAAAGUUUUGGCCGGUUUGGCAGCUGCCUCGUCGUCGGCAGUCGGCAGACGGACGCAGCUCCCCCGAAGCCUGGCCGCCCCCAACGGCAGCGGCGGCGAGGGUCACCUCGCGCCGGCGAGUCACCACGUGGCCACCCCGCAGGUCGGCCGCACCCACGUGGCCCUGCCCGACACGGCGUGUAGGGCCCACCGUCGCCACCGCCCACCAGAGCCACCAUUUCCUCCCAUCAUCCUCCUGCAGCAGCAGGCGCCGUUCACACCCACCUCGGGGGACCAUUUCCUCCCACCAUCCUCCUGCGCAGCAGCAGGCGCCGUUCACACCCACCUCGGGAAGUCGGGAGAGCGUCUUAAAAAAAACAGAAAGGGAAGUCCACGUGUCAUGGCCGCAGUGGAUGCAGUCACUGGAGAAGCUGCCUAUAUCAGAGAUGGAUGUGGGUGGUGUGCCUCCAGCUCCCAGCUCUCCUCUCACUCUGCACUCACUCCCCUAGAGCACAGAACCAGAUCCAGAGCAGAGCUUGUUACGUUGCGCCGGCCUCUUGGGUCGUCAAGUCUCCGUUCUUUCUUUCUCCAAUCGGCAGCUGUUGAUCCCGGAGCUGCGAUGGGCAUCGUCGACGUCGUCUCCCAGUACUGCACCCUGCCGAGGACUCGCCGGCACCUCAAGAAGAGGAAGCAGUUCCAGACGGUGGAGAUGAAGGUGCGGAUCGACUGCGAAGGGUGCGAGCGCAAGAUCCGCAAGGCGCUGGAGGGCAUGGAGGGCGUGAACUCCGUGGAGGUGACGCCGCGGCAGAACAAGGUGACGGUGGCGGGCUACGUCGACGCCGGCAAGGUGAUUCGCCGGGUGGCGCGCCGGACGGGCAAGCGGGUGGAGCCGUGGCCCUACGUGCCGUACGACGUGGUGGCGCACCCCUACGCCCCCGGCGCCUACGACAAGAAGGCGCCGCCCGGGUACGUGCGCAACGUCGUCGCCGACCCCAACGCCGCGCCGCUCGCCCGGGCGUCGUCCACCGAGGCCAGGUACACCGGCGCCUUCAGCGACGAGAACCCCAACGCCUGCGCCGUCAUGUAGGCGCCGCGCCGCCGCGGAGGCUCGGAGGUCGGAGCUGCGCUGCCUCCUGGAGUAGCCGUUUUCUCCUUUCUUCUCUACGGUAGUGCUCUGGUUUGAUGUAAAAAAGAUGUUUAUUAUUUGGAAAUCCUCAGUGGUGGUAAGCUAGCUAGUAGUGUUUGUUGCCUUGUUGAUGUUUAAAACAAUUUCUGAAAAGAAGAUGUUUUGACAAACGACAAUAGAUAUUAUUAAAGCUGAAGUAUGCAGGCUUAUGAUA